Messenger RNA from Macrosiphum euphorbiae (potato aphid), 666 nucleotides. The record is from the annotation of a GenBank genome assembly. Lineage: Eukaryota; Metazoa; Arthropoda; Insecta; Hemiptera; Aphididae.
AUGUUGACAGUCAUAAAUGGAAAUCAAUCUUCCGAAAGUGAAUUUCAUGUAGUUCCGACAAAUUUUCCGACAAUUAUGGGCGAUGGUAUUUUGGGAAAACCAUUUUUAACGGAGAAUCAAAUUGUCAUUGACGUAGGAAAAGGGGAAAUUACAUCAAAAUUAGAUGACGUCACAACUAUUCCAGCUAGAUGUGAAACAAUUAUUCCAGUAGAUGUGUCAGAUCUACAAAUUCAAGAACAUCAGAGCAUACUAGUUUACGCUCAAAAUAUAAAUAAUGAAAUAAUAUGUGGAAAUAUAUUAAAUAAAGUAAAAAAUCAUCAGAUUCUCAUAAGUAUAAUUAACCCAACAGAAACUCAGAUUGUGGUACCUACACCAAAACUAACAGAGUUAUCACACGAAAUAAUAAAUGAAGAAUCAAUAAAACAUUUUAUACAUACUAAUAAGGUAACAAAAAAUGAACAAAAUCGGACUCAACUUCUAAAGAACUUUCUCAAAACAGAUCAUAUGAAUCUUGAAGAAAAAGUAUCUAUUGAAGAAUUAUGCAGUGAAUUUUCCGAUAUAUUUUUAUCACGCCGCCACUGGUUGUGGACAGGAGUCGGCGACGGCGGACAAAUCUUCACAUCACCGCGAAAGUCACCGCUGAACGGGAACGAGAGCGAUGUUUGA